AUGAACGCCUCGAAGGGCAGAAGCGACGCACGUUUGAUCAAGAUCCACACAAUGCGACAGUCGAGGAAUUCAUCGAAGGGGAACCGUUUGGGCUGCAAAAUCGGCCGUGGUGUGGUUCCUGACGAGAGUGCGGAGAUCAGCCGCAGGGAGAGUCCUGCGUGGGAUGGAGCACGACCUACCGCUCUCUCCCCUACUUAG
This is a messenger RNA of Penicillium daleae, 198 nucleotides long. RefSeq lists its product as uncharacterized. The record is from RefSeq and is a predicted model, not a curated record. The transcript has a single exon. NCBI's taxonomy places the organism in Eukaryota, Fungi, Ascomycota, Eurotiomycetes, Eurotiales, Aspergillaceae. The coding region runs from base 1 to 198 and encodes 65 amino acids.